Staurois parvus is the source of this 490-nucleotide messenger RNA. The record is from the annotation of a GenBank genome assembly. Lineage: Eukaryota; Metazoa; Chordata; Amphibia; Anura; Ranidae.
GGGGGCCUGAGACCUGUCGCUCCGCCUGGGGGCCUGAGACCUGUCGCUCCGCCUGGGGGUCCGGCGCCCGCCGCUCCGCCUGGGGGCCCGAGACCUGUCGCUCCGCCUGGGGGUCCGGUGCCCGCCGCUCCGCCUGGGCCUGAGACCUGUCGCUCCGCCUGGGGGCCCGAUGCCUGUCGCCCCGCCUGGGGGCCCGAUGCCUGUCGCCCCUCCUGGGGGCCCGAUGCCUGUCGCCUUGCCUGGGGGCCCGAUGCCUGUCGCCCCUCCUGGGGGCCCGAUGCCUGUCGCCCCUCCUGGGGGCCCGGCGCCCGCCGCUCCGCUUGGGGGCCCGAUGCCUGUCGCCCUGCCUGGGGGCCCGAUGCCUGUCGCCCCGCCUGGGGGCCCGGUGCCUGCUGCUUCACCUGGUAAUCCGAUCCCGGUGUGGCUCUGCCCGGUGUGCCGCUGCCCGGAGUCCUGCCCGGUGUGCCGCUGCCCGGAGUCCUGCCCGGUG